Mesoplodon densirostris (Blainville's beaked whale) is the source of this 3291-nucleotide messenger RNA. It is a transcript of the gene AKAP17A, whose product is annotated as A-kinase anchoring protein 17A. The transcript has 5 exons. The record is from RefSeq and is a predicted model, not a curated record. NCBI's taxonomy places the organism in Eukaryota, Metazoa, Chordata, Mammalia, Artiodactyla, Ziphiidae. Bases 229 to 2328 code for a protein of 699 amino acids. Gene Ontology annotation, biological process: regulation of RNA splicing. Gene Ontology annotation, cellular component: cytosol; nuclear speck. Gene Ontology annotation, molecular function: protein kinase A binding; RNA binding.
GGCCGCUUCCGCGGGCGCCGGCGCCGGAAGCGGAGAUGCGUCACAGGGGCGGACGGCGGCGGUGGCGGCGGCGGCGGGUCGUGUUGGGGGCGCCUCCGGUGGACGGUCGCGACGCCGGGCGGGGAGGCCGCGCCUGCCAGGGUCGUCGGGGGCCCGCGGAGAGCUGGGGCCAGGGCGGCGGCGGCCUGGGACGCAGGCGGAACCCCGCGCCGGCCCGAGGUCCCGGCUAUGGCUGCGGCUACCAUCGUGCAUGACACGUCCGAGGCGGUGGAGCUGUGCCCUCCCUACGGCCUGUACCUGAAGCCCAUCACGAAGAUGACCAUCAGCGUGGCGCUCCCGCAGCUGAAGCAGCCGGGCAAGUCCAUCUCCAACUGGGAGGUGAUGGAGCGCCUGAAGGGCAUGGUGCACAACCACCAGUUCUCCACGCUGCGCAUCUCCAAGAGCACCAUGGACUUCAUCCGCUUCGAGGGCGAGGUGGAGAACAAGAGCCUGGUCAGGUCCUUCCUGGCCUGCCUGGACGGCAAGACCAUCAAGCUCAGCGGCUUCUCCGACAUCCUCAAGGUGCGCGCCGCCGAGUUCAAGAUCGACUUCCCCACCCGCCACGACUGGGACUCCUUCUUCCGGGACGCCAAGGACAUGAACGAGACGCUGCCGGGCGAGCGGCCCGACACCAUCCACCUGGAGGGGCUGCCCUGCAAGUGGUUCGCCCUGAAGGAGUCGGGCUCCGAGAAGCCCAGCGAGGAGGUGCUGGUCCGGGUGUUUGAGCGCUUCGGGGAGAUCCGCAACGUGGACAUCCCCAUGCUGGACCCCUACCGCGAGGAGAUGACGGGCCGCAACUUCCACACCUUCAGCUUUGGGGGCCACCUGAACUUCGAGGCCUACGUGCAGUACCGCGAGUACGCGGGCUUCAUCCAGGCCAUGAGCGCGCUGCGCGGCAUGAAGCUCAUGUACAAGGGCGAGGACGGCAAGGCCGUGGCCUGCAACAUCAAGGUUUCUUUCGAUUCGACCAAACACUUGAGCGACGCCUCCAUCAAGAAACGGCAGCUCGAGCGGCAGAAACUUCAGGAGCUGGAGCAGCAGCGGGAGGAGCAGAAGCGCCGGGAGAAGGAGGCGGAGGAGAGGCAGAGAGCCGAGGAGAGGAAGCAGAAGGAGCUGGAGGAGCAGGAGCGCGAGAGGAGGCGGGAGGAGAAGCUGCGCAGGCGGGAGCAGAGGCAGCGGGAGCGGGAGCUGCGGCGCGGCCAGCGGAAGCUGGAGAGGCUGCAGGCAGAGGAGCAGCGGAAGCUGCAGGAGAAGAUCCGGCUGGAGGAGCGCAAGCUGCUGCUGGCGCAGCGCAACCUGCAGUCCAUCCGGCUCAUCGCCGAGCUGCUGAGCCGCGCCAAGGCCGUGAAGCUGCGGCAGCAGGAGCAGCGGGAGGAGACGCUGCGGCUGCAGCAACAGGAGGAGCGCCGGCGGCUGCAGGAGGCGGAGCUGCGGCGAGUGGAGGAGGAGAAGGAGCGCGCGCUGGGCCUGCAGCGCCGGGAGCGCGAACUGCGGGAGCGCCUGCUCAGCAUCCUGCUCAGCAAGAAGGCGGACGGCGCCCGCGCACCCGCGGGCCUGGGCGCCACACACGCGCACCUGCUGCAGCCGGUGCUGGACAUCCUGCACACCGUGUCGGCCGGCUGCGCGGGCGCCGCCCCGCCCACGCCCGGCGCCCCCCGCGAGGCCCCGCCCCGGCCGCCGGCUGCCGGCCCCGCCCAGAACGUGAACGGUGGCAGUGCAGCUGCGGACGAGGCCCCGAGCAAGGAGGGGCAGGAUCCUCGCCGGGUCGCCCCCGACGACGGCCCGUCCGAGAAGAGGUGCCCCGGCGUCCUCGCCUGCAUCCCCGACAACAACCAGCAGCCCAAGGCCGCGCCCGCCACCUGCGAGCAGAGCGCGCCCAGGAAGGACGCUCGCUCCGAGCAAGACAAGUGCAACCGUGAGCCCAGCGGGGGCCGCGGCCGGGCCAGCGGGGACCGGGGCAGCGACGACAGGCCCAAGCGGGAGCGCAGCCGGCCGCGGCGGGCGGGCAGCCGGGAGGACGCGAGGCCGCACAAGGAGGGGCGGCCGCACAGGAAGCGCUCGCACCAGGACGGCAGCCCCCGCCGGCGCAGCGCCAGCCCCGAGCGCGAGCACGAGCACGAGCACGGCCGGUCGCGGAGGUCCCACAGCAGAGACCGGCACGGCCGGCGGGAGAGGAGCCGGGACCGGGACCGCAGGGGCAGCUCGGGCCGGAAGCGCAGCCGCCACCGACGCAGCGAGAGGUCGCGCUCGGGCUCCCCCAGCCGGCACCGCAGCACCUGGAACAGGUAAUGCACGGAGGGCCCAGGCAGCCAUCCCGGAGGACCAGGACGGGGGGGGGGGCGCACGUCCUGCUGCUGCUCGCUGCCCCCACGCCCCAGCACACCCAGGGAGCCCCCUGGUGAGGAAGGCACUGUCUCCAGCCUCCUUUUCUUCGUGGCCGUGGGUCUAGUUCAGAGGCAUUGUCCCUGGUUACGAGCUUUCGUUUCCCUUAAAACUGUUGAUCCAAUAGCUUUAAUGUCAGUAGUCCUCUCUGAAUCAGGAGGAGCACGUAGGCCACCAGCCGUGAGAAUUGCAGACCGCCCCACCCCGGGCACACAGGCUGGCAGCGCCGAAUCCCUGCAUCUGCUCGGAGACGCCUAUCGUACUCACUUCACGGGAGCCGCCUGUCGCGUCACGGGGACGGACUGUCCGGUGUCGCGGCCACAGCCCCACGGGGCAUGGAAAAGAGGAAGCUUCGCCCUGCGGGUGUUUUUCUAUUGUUUGGUUUUUUCCCUCUUUUGUAAGUUUAACGGAUUGGGAACAAAGUUUGGGUGGGAUGCUAAAGGAAAAUGGCUCUGGUGCAUUUAAGUCAUCGUUGGGGAAGCAAGCUGUAGGUUCUGCAAUGCGGAAACUCAGACGUGCCGUCUUUGUAGGUGUGGGCAGGUGCAGAAGUGGUACAGAGGGUCCCAGACACUCACUUUUCUACAAAUUCAAGUAAUUCAGCGUAAAAAAAAAAAAAAAGUUGAUUAAAAUUAGUUUUGGUUCCUAGUCAAGGUUAGCCUGUGUGGUUUUUUUAAGAAACCGUUUUGCUAAAUUAUUUUUACUUGGAACGUUUCAGAUUUAAUGCUGCAAACAUGUUAAAUUUUAUAAUCGUUGGCUUCUCUGAGUGAAGCUCAGAAAUACUUAAAAAAUAGCUGUAUCGUCCGCCUUAGGAGAGAUGGUGUUUAUUCCAGUUUGCAUUUUUAUGCUGAAAUAAAAUCCUUUUCCAAUGAA